AUGUCCGUGGAAGCGAAAGAGACGGUUUCGGCACCAGUGCCAAUAGCAGACCUCAGCAAGCUCGCCGUGCCAACUUUGCCCAGUGUGACCCAGCAACCACCCAAAUCCAAUAGUCUCUGGUCGUCAAACCCAGUCUUUUCAUACCUCAACGAUGUCUACAUCACGAUAAGUGAGCACCGCAAGAACUUGGGGUUGAUCAACCCGGGCACCAUUGAGAACUUGAACAAGGAGGUCAGCAGAGAUGUGUUUUUGAACCAGUAUUUCUUCACCGGGUUGAGAGCAGACUUGAACAAGGCCUUUUCCAUCUCGCCUGCGUUCCAGACGUCCCACACCUUGAGUAUUGGCUCCGACUUGCCCCCCUAUGCAUUCAGCGCCUUGUAUGCCUCGGAAGACUUGUUUUUCCAAGGUAACAUUUGUGACGACAAGAGCUUUAGCGGUAGAAUCAACUAUGGUUGGGACAAGCACAACAUCUCCAAGCUCACGUUGCAAAUACUCGAGCGCCAGCCACCCAUGGUCCAAUUGGAGCAAGACUACCAGGCAAACGACUUUUCCAUCAACUUGAAAACCUUGAACCCUUCCUUCCUUUACGGCGGCUUUUCAGGGGUGGCCGUGGCUUCGCUUUUGCAAAGUUUGACUCCGAAAUUCGCCCUUGGUUUGGAAGCAAUGUACUCUAUGCAACCCUUGAGUCCGCCCGAUACCGCAGUCUCGUACGUGGCCCGCUACAACAACAAUGGCAAGUGGAUCGCGUCCGCGCAAUUGCAAGCUCAAGGUUCCUUAGUUGCUUCCUUUUGGAAAAAAGUCAGCGAUAAAGUCGAAGCUGGCGUCGAAACCCAAAUCGCCGCCACCAUGAAACAAGUCCCUGACCCUUUGAUGGGCGUUGGCUUUGAGCCCGUCAUCGAGGGAACCACCACCAUUGGAGCCAAGUACGAAUACAGAACCGCCGUGUUUAGAGGCCAGUUGGACUCGAGAGGCAAAAUCAGCGCCUUUUUGGAAAAGAGAAUCUUGCCUACCGUCAGCGUCUUGUUCAGCGGCGAGAUUGACCAGUUCAAGAGAUCGUCGAGAUUGGGCUUGGGUUUGCAGUUUGAAGCCGCGGGUAACGAACAAUUGAUGUUGAUGCAACAGGGUUUGAUCGACGCCAACGGUAACCCCGUGCCAGGCGCCCCUGCUGUCUUGUAA
Lodderomyces beijingensis is the source of this 1176-nucleotide messenger RNA. The record is from the annotation of a GenBank genome assembly. Lineage: Eukaryota; Fungi; Ascomycota; Pichiomycetes; Serinales; Debaryomycetaceae.